This is a messenger RNA of Rhipicephalus sanguineus (brown dog tick), 2109 nucleotides long. RefSeq lists its product as uncharacterized. The transcript is spliced from 5 exons. Lineage: Eukaryota; Metazoa; Arthropoda; Arachnida; Ixodida; Ixodidae. Gene Ontology annotation, molecular function: zinc ion binding. The record is from RefSeq and is a predicted model, not a curated record. Bases 76 to 963 code for a protein of 295 amino acids.
CGUGCCUCGGUUGCCUCGGUCGUCGUAAUUCUUACGUUAACGUGUUUUUUCUUCGCUCUGUGGAAGCGGUUCUCAAUGUCCAGUGAGUACUUCAAACAGCUCGACGCCGAAGCUCGUCAACGGUAUCGGCAGAAGCUCAUGUUCGAGGGCCAAGAGCUGCCCGAUCCACUAGAUGCUGAUGUGGUGCGUUUCAGCUUCUCGUCGGGCUGCAAGAACAUUCCACCAGUGUCCGCAGCGGAUAUUUUUGUUUAUUUGGUUGAGGGUGUAUGCUUCUACACCAAAGAACAAUUUAAGAACUUCAAGCUAAGUGACGCGUACAAUUCAUUCGUGAACGGGAAGGUGAAGCGCGUCUCGUCUUUUAAGGCUGGCAAAUGCGGCGAAGGUGUCGUCCUGAUCGUGGCAUCUGUGGAGGCGAGCCAAACUCUUUCUAAGACGUACCAGUCUUGGUGUGUGGUGAGGGACGACGGUGCCGUCGCAAGUGCUCACUGCACGUGCAUAGCUGGUCUUGGAGAAUGCUGUACCCAUGUUGCUGCCUUGCUUUUUAAUGUGGAGGCAACUGUCAGGUACGGCCUUGACAAGCAGUCACCAACAGAUACUGCCUGUGGGUGGAUUGAGGUGACGAAGAAAGCUGCAGCGGCUCCAGUUAGUGACAUAUUAUUUUUCAAGCCGAAAAUUGGACAAGGUGUACCAGAUGAAACACCAAGACCCAAAGAAGCUGUACCCACUUGGAGUACGGAGCAACUGCACAGCUUGUUUCAUGAAGUAAAAUCACUUGAACCAAGCACACUGCUCAUCAGCUCGAUUUCUGAUAGCGAGGAAACUGAUUCUUCCCCAGAAACAAGUGAACAAGGUCCUGUGCAGGCAGUGAACCAGCAACUGGCAACGCAGCUUCCAGUUGGAGGCAUGUACUCUGGCAUUGACGCAACGGCAGCCAAGGAACUGCGCUUGUCAAAGGAAAGCUAGGACGUCAAGCCAGGAAUGGAAAACUGAGCUCACGGUAGCUGACGAUAUGCCAAAUCUUCCAGCCAAGUCCUGUGUCAGCAAGCCAAGCCGCAGCCUCAUUAAUACCAAAAUAAACUGCUGGGUAUGGCUGAGGCGAGUCAUGGAUGGAGGAUGCCAAAUGGACAACAACAUCUGCAGUAAUGAGUUAAACAUGGCAAUCGAUACUAGUCCUGUGUGAAAUUUUACACUCUUGUUUGUUUUUGUAACGAUGCCCUCAGUAACUUUUGCAUGGUCCAGUGGCACUUUAAGCUUUUCUAGCGUGGCGAUUUCGUUUUUGGCGGCUUCCAACUCUAGUUCUAAACAUCUGACACGCUUUUUGUUUCUUUCGUUUUCCAGAAUUUGCACUGAAAUAUCUUGCAUUGAAAGAAUGGUCUCUGUUGAAGCAUCGCAUGCUGCUUCAGCGUCCACUGCCCCAUUGCUGCUGUCAGAACCUGCAUUGUCGCUUGUCUGAGAGCCAGCUGAAGCUACGGCAUCCACUUGAGCAGCACAUCUCUUGUUAGUGCGCUGGAAACGAUCAAGCUUCUGCUGCAAGUUUCCAUGAGUACGGUAUGGAAACAAUGUUGGAAUGUAGUCUGGGUGACUUGGAUUGGAUGAUGGUUUACCUGCAGAGCACAUUGACAGAGAAUAAAAAAACUGCUGAAAUAAUCACAAAGAAAUGGGAAGUUGGUCAUUGUUCCCUAAAGCAGCAAAUUAAAAGCAUUGAACUACUAAAAAAAGGGGGCAUCAGCCACAAGGAACAAUUGUUUUUUUUUUUGCAAGAGUUUGUGUGCAAAUUCUGCCAUGCAACUUAAAAUCAGUAAGGCUGAUUGUGUGCUGAUAAAUUAUAAAACUACAAUAAAGGCAUACAACUGUUUGGUUGGCAAAGUUGUCCUUCAUUAUUAAGCUUUGAUGUUUUGGUUGUUCAAAACACGAGGCUAUCAAUGUGGAAACUUCCUUAAAGCACUUAGUAAGAAAUGUAUAUUUCUACCUAGUGCUUGCAAAUUUUCAUGGAGUGAUCUCUCACUUCAAAUGAAACAACAGAAAGCUUUACUCAUGAAGAUUAAAUGCUAUCACAGACAACUGAACACUUUUGAAUCAUCUCCCUUAUGAAAACUUGCUACGCCGUUC